GGCCCCCCCCCGGCUGCUGGACUCGCGCGAGGGGCAGAACUCCUCUGAACGGGGCGGCGCAGCCAGGGAAGGACUCGUAUGAGCCAAGAGGCGUCACGUGUGGGGCAUCACGUGACUGGCGUCCGCCCCGCCCUGGACGAGCUGUCGGUCACGUGGCAGGGAGGGGCCACGUAUAAUGAUUUGCAUGUGUUCGAGCUUCAAGAGCCGACAAGAGUCAUUGAAUGGAUAGGAGAAAAAAGUGUCUGUGUAGCGGGAUAUGAAAACUCCAGAAGAAAUGAAAUUCUUCAGCUCCUGUUGCCUCAAAAACUGUGUGUGAAAGAGAAGCAGGGUUUGUGUCCCGAGAGAGAUUUCAAGGUGGAGCGUGGUGGAUUUUCCGACCGCCCUGUGUACAGCCUGCGGCAUGUGCCAGACACCAGCUUGCUGGUAACAAGUGGCCCGCCAGAUAGUUCCCUACAGGUGUGGCAGUUGGCAGCGGAGGACACUGGUGUUAUUAAAUCUGUAAGUACCAUCCCUACGGGAAAUGACAGCAAGAAACCCUGGGCUAAAAUUGCAACCACUUUGGCCAGAACCUCCUGUGUCCUUCAUGGGUCAAGAGUCAACAAUGUCCAAAUUACAGAGAUUGAAUCAAAGAAAAACAUCUACACAGCAGAUCCAACACCCAAGGGACAACACUUGUAUUGCCAGUCCCAGUGGCUUUCACAUGUCCAGCAGCUGGGGCUGGUUGUACUGGGGGCAUUGGGAAGUGCAGCCUCUAGUAACAGCAAUGAGGUCAGCGGCCUGGAAUUCCUGGACUGUAAUACUUGGCUGGCCUGCUGCGUGAAGGGGCAGUUGUGCCUGGCAGAUGUUCGACAGCCGCAGAGUCCCCUGGGUGAUACGUCUGUUCCUUCGGCACUCAGUGGGGAGCAGUGGUGCAUGGGUGUCAGUUCUGGUCUGCAGGGCUCUGAUGUGAAUGCACCCACCAUAGCCCGCCUCUCGUCUGGAGGACAGCUCACAUUAACGGACUUGAGAAAUAUCCCAAAGCCUCUGAAAUCGGCCAGGUGCAAAGUUUCUGCAGCCAGCCAAAGUGCAGAGUUCCUGUGCGUCUCGUGGGCUCCUGUUCUGGACGGAUGCCUCGCCGUUUCAGGCUUCAAUGGGACCGUUCACAUCUAUGACACACGGAGCUGGCCUGUGUCUGGUGGAGAGGCAGAGUCAGUGUUUAGUCACAAAGGACACAUCUUCAGUGGCAUGGACAACAGCAGUGACUUUCCUCUGGUUACAACACAUGCCUGGCAUCCGUGGAAACCAAGAAUGCUGUUAUCAGCAGCAAGUGAUGGCUCCCUGCAUGUCUGGGACUGGGCAGAGUCUCACAAGGACAGUUGAUCUGUCUUCCUGUUAUGAAAACUCAGACUGAUUUUUUUUUCUGAAAUCUGCUGCCCUUGCACGUGUAACCCUGUGUAUAAGGGACGCUCUAGACUGAAGAUCAUUGUUCGGAAUAAGUUUUACACUCUGGAUUAUUUAAAACAGUAUGAAUUUUAAACAUCUAUUUCAUUUGU
Messenger RNA from Gopherus evgoodei (Goodes thornscrub tortoise), 1532 nucleotides. It is a transcript of the gene WDR73, whose product is annotated as WD repeat domain 73. Gene Ontology annotation, molecular function: protein binding. The coding region runs from base 79 to 1359 and encodes 426 amino acids. Gene Ontology annotation, biological process: cytoplasmic microtubule organization. The record is from RefSeq and is a predicted model, not a curated record. Gene Ontology annotation, cellular component: cytosol; spindle pole. Lineage: Eukaryota; Metazoa; Chordata; Testudines; Testudinidae. The transcript is spliced from 9 exons.